This is a messenger RNA of Habropoda laboriosa, 1212 nucleotides long. RefSeq names its product endophilin-B1 (gene EndoB). The coding region runs from base 54 to 1091 and encodes 345 amino acids. The record is from RefSeq and is a predicted model, not a curated record. Gene Ontology annotation, cellular component: membrane; cytoplasm. The transcript is spliced from 9 exons. Gene Ontology annotation, biological process: membrane organization. Gene Ontology annotation, molecular function: protein binding. Lineage: Eukaryota; Metazoa; Arthropoda; Insecta; Hymenoptera; Apidae.
UAAAGAGUAGCAAGGGGUGAUUGUGGAAGAUCCGCAUCGAAAUAGACGUAAAAAUGGAUUUUAAUGUAAAGAAAUUAGUAAAAGAUGCUGGUGCUGCACUUAGUAGGGUUGUGCAGUUAACAGAGGAAACAUUGGGAACAUCAGAAAAAACUGAAUUAGAUGCACAUUUGGAGCAUCUUUCAGAUAGAGCAAAUGCAACUAAAACAUGGACUGAAAAAAUCCUUAGGAAUAUGGAGGCUGUACUUACUCCAAAUCCAGGCAAUAGAAUUGAAGACUUUUUUUAUGAAAAGAUUGAUAAGAAGAAACCUCACAGGUUAAGCAAUCUAGAAUAUGUAGGCAUAGAUAUGAUAGAAGCUGGUAAUGAUUUUGGACCAGGAAUUGCUUAUGGUAGUGCACUAAUAAAGGUUGGUCAGUGUCAACAAAAAUUAGGGCAAAUUGAAAGAAGUUUUAUUGAAACUUCAGCCAAUUGUUAUAUACAACCUUUAAGAAAAUUUUUGGAAGGUGAAAUGAAAACUGUUACCAAAGAAAUGUCCAUAUUGGAAAAUAAACGAUUGGACCUAGAUUCAUGUAAAAACAGAGUAAGGAAAGCAAGAAGUAUGCUGGGCCAGCAGAGUGAAUCUGGGGUAUCACCUGAAGUGUUACUUGAUCAGGCAGAGAGGGAGUUGAGAAUAGCACAAUCGGAGUUCGAUCGUCAAGCAGAAAUCGUAAAAUUAUUGUUGGAAGGAGUUUCGAGUUCUCAGGCUGGACACCUACGUUGUUUGCAUGAAUUCGUUGAAGCACAGGCGCGUCAUUACGCUCAGUGUCACGCAACGAUGCAAGAUUUGCAACGCGAACUGGCUGGCUUAUCUGGGGGUCCUUAUCAUCCGACUACCCCACCAACAUCCAAUGUAUCAACGGAAAAUGGUCAAGAACGUGCGAGGGUAUUAUACGAUUAUGAUGCGAGGGAUUCUAGUGAAUUAAGCGUCAUGCAAGAUGAGGUAAUCUCUGUUAUUGAAAUAUCUGGUGAUGAAGACUACGUUAUGGGUGUCAGAGGAAAUCAACAAGGAAAGGUACCCAAAGCAUAUUUAGAAAUGCUUAUUGUUUGUCAAUGAAAACUUAGUCAAUAGUUAUCCUUAACACACAUUCCACAGCAUUUGAAUGUUUCCCUCUAUUUUCAAUUUAAACUGAAACUGCCUUAUGCACUAUAGAAUAUUUUUUCUUGUUUGUGCAAUA